AUUUGAAAGAACGCUAACGCACGUGCGAUAAAAAGGCCGGCAGCCGCGUUCAGCCAUCGCAGUCGUCCCUGGAUUCGUUGGGAGCUUCAGUGCGAACGUAAAAUUCUCUGUAUUUCUCCGAUUCGACCGGCUCGUCCGCCCCACCCCAACACAGCAAGAUGUGCGACGACGAUGUGGCUGCCCUCGUUGUGGACAACGGCUCCGGCAUGUGCAAGGCCGGCUUCGCCGGCGAUGACGCUCCCCGCGCCGUGUUCCCGUCCAUCGUCGGCCGCCCCAGGCAUCAGGGCGUGAUGGUGGGCAUGGGCCAGAAGGACAGCUACGUGGGCGACGAGGCCCAGAGCAAGCGUGGCAUCCUGACGCUCAAGUACCCCAUCGAGCACGGCAUCGUGACCAAUUGGGACGACAUGGAGAAGAUCUGGCACCACACCUUCUACAACGAGCUCCGCGUGGCCCCCGAGGAGCACCCCGUUCUGCUGACUGAAGCCCCCCUGAACCCCAAGGCCAACCGGGAGAAGAUGACUCAGAUCAUGUUCGAGACUUUCAACACCCCGGCCAUGUACGUGGCCAUCCAGGCCGUGCUGUCCCUGUACGCGUCCGGCCGUACUACGGGCAUCGUGCUCGACUCCGGCGAUGGCGUCUCCCACACCGUGCCCAUCUACGAGGGGUACGCCCUGCCGCACGCCAUCCUCAGGCUGGACCUCGCCGGCCGGGACCUCACAGACUAUCUCAUGAAGAUCCUCACCGAGAGGGGCUACUCGUUCACCACCACUGCCGAGCGUGAAAUUGUCCGCGACAUCAAGGAGAAGCUGUGCUAUGUCGCCCUGGACUUCGAGCAGGAGAUGGCCACAGCCGCCUCUUCCUCCUCCCUGGAGAAGUCCUACGAGCUUCCCGACGGCCAGGUCAUCACGAUCGGCAACGAGAGGUUCCGUUGCCCCGAGGCCCUGUUCCAGCCCUCGUUCCUGGGCAUGGAAGCGUGCGGCAUCCACGAGACCACGUACAACUCCAUCAUGAAGUGCGACGUGGACAUCCGUAAGGACCUGUACGCCAACACGGUCCUGUCCGGAGGCACCACGAUGUACCCAGGCAUCGCCGACCGCAUGCAGAAGGAGAUCACCGCCCUGGCGCCGUCCACCAUGAAGAUCAAGAUCAUCGCUCCUCCCGAGCGCAAGUACUCCGUCUGGAUCGGCGGUUCCAUCCUGGCCUCCCUGUCCACCUUCCAGCAGAUGUGGAUCUCCAAGCAGGAGUACGACGAGUCCGGCCCCAGCAUCGUGCACAGGAAGUGCUUCUAAGCUCCCGGCGGGACUUCUCGGCCUCCCCGAUCCCGAGGACUUUGCGUGUACCGGGGCUACGGUGCUCUGGCGGGUGACGGGAGGGUGAGGGCGCGGGGGUUCUACCAGAGUUCGACUGCAACCAAAAAGAAAAAAAUUGGAGGACGGCGGUUCUGGGCGACUCGGCCGAGGUCCUUGUGCGGCCGUCGACUGCAGCGGCGGUCCGCGCCGGUGGACGUGCGACAGAACCGCGAUGUCCUCUCCAACGACGUCCCUCCCGGGCGGCCGGGCGCUGGCUCGCGUCCGUGGCCGUCACGAGCCGGUGGGGCGCUGCGCUCGCUGCGUCUGCCGGCGGUUCUUCAAGUAUUCAGAACGAGGCGGUUGCCCGAGGACGGAUGCAUCGACACAAAGUGUUCCUGGAUUUUUUUUUCUUCCAGAUGUGCAAAAGAAAAUUGUAUUUAUGAGAAGUGUUUAUAACUGAAAUAAAUUCUCGCCAUUACCUUAAAG
Messenger RNA from Ixodes scapularis (black-legged tick), 1775 nucleotides. Its product is annotated as actin-5C. Gene Ontology annotation, biological process: mitotic cytokinesis. The record is from RefSeq and is a predicted model, not a curated record. NCBI's taxonomy places the organism in Eukaryota, Metazoa, Arthropoda, Arachnida, Ixodida, Ixodidae. Bases 159 to 1289 code for a protein of 376 amino acids. The transcript is spliced from 4 exons.